AUGCCCAUAAAAGUGCCGACGCGCCCUCUGGGGUCCACGGGCCUCGAAAUAUCAAUCAUUGGAUUUGGGGCUUCACCCCUCGGCAAUGUAUUUGGGGAUGUGCAUCAAGACACCGCUACAGAGGCUGUGCGGACCGCAUUCGAUCUCGGCAUCACACUAUUUGAUACCUCACCCUUUUAUGGGCUGACCAAGUCGGAGGAUGUGCUGGGCCAGGCGUUGCGGGAUGCAGGACUGCCUCGAGAUCAGUUUGUGCUGGCCACCAAGGUCGGACGGUAUGGCCAGGACACCUUUGACUUCAGCGGCCCCAGGGUGACCAGGAGUGUGGAGGAAAGCCUGGAAAGGCUGCACACGAGCUACAUCGAUCUCAUCCAGGUCCACGACAUGGAGUUUGGAAGCCUAGACCAGAUCAUUGCGGAGACGCUGCCGGCUCUCCAGCGACUCAAGGAGAAGGGGCUGGUGCGGCACAUCGGGAUCACGGGCCUUCCACUCGCCUGCUUCCAGUACGUCCUUGACAGAGUCCCCUGUGGAACUGUGGAUGUCGUGCUCUCCUACUGCCACUAUACCCUCUGCGACCAGAGCCUGGGCAGGAUCCUGCCCUAUCUGGAGUCCAAGGCUGUCGGCGUGAUCAAUGCCUCUGUCCUGGGCAUGGGCCUCCUGACCCCGCAUGGCCCGCCAGCCUGGCACCCGGCCCCCGCGGAGCUCCAAGCGGCCGCGAGGGCUGCUGCCAGGGCGGCGGAUGCUCAUGCCGUGGACCUGCCCAAGCUUGCCACCAUGUUUUCAGUAGCAAAUCCGGGUAUCGCCACCCACCUCAUCGGAUUCAGCACUCCUGACCAGGUCCGCAACGCUGUGCAUGCCGUGCUGCAGGCUCAGGGGCUGGAGGAGAACGCCCAGGCCGAGCAGGAGGAGCGUGCCAUGGUCGAGAUCCGAGAGAUCCUAGCUGGUACCGCGCAAGUUACCUGGCCCUCGGGUCUCCCUGAGAACUCUGACGAGCAUCUGGCGGCACGAUAG
This is a messenger RNA of Auxenochlorella protothecoides, 1008 nucleotides long. RefSeq names its product D-arabinose 1-dehydrogenase. NCBI's taxonomy places the organism in Eukaryota, Viridiplantae, Chlorophyta, Trebouxiophyceae, Chlorellales, Chlorellaceae. The transcript has 8 exons. Bases 1 to 1008 code for a protein of 335 amino acids. Gene Ontology annotation, molecular function: L-galactose dehydrogenase activity. Gene Ontology annotation, cellular component: cytosol. The record is from RefSeq and is a predicted model, not a curated record.